This is a messenger RNA of Capronia epimyces CBS 606.96, 1818 nucleotides long. RefSeq lists its product as uncharacterized. The transcript is spliced from 3 exons. The coding region runs from base 1 to 1818 and encodes 605 amino acids. The record is from RefSeq and is a predicted model, not a curated record. Gene Ontology annotation, biological process: DNA-templated transcription. Lineage: Eukaryota; Fungi; Ascomycota; Eurotiomycetes; Chaetothyriales; Herpotrichiellaceae. Gene Ontology annotation, molecular function: zinc ion binding; DNA binding.
AUGGUCGGCGCUCCCUGCGUCCCGUACGAGAAGCAUCGUCCUCAAAGGCGUCCAGCCAUCAAGCCUCUAGCCCCGUUACCAACCAAAGCAAGGCACAACCAACCCCGGAGUCCUCACAGUGCGCCCGCAGAGGCGCAAAGGGUGCUAUGUUCACCACUGCAACCUCCCCUCUCACAAUUGGCCAACACCUCUCCCCAACCAUCUCCUCAGGGCAAGGUUGUUGAGCACAGCACCGCAUCGCCGACAUCAUUGAUCCACAUCGACGACUCGACAGUCAAACGACACUUGGUGGAGAUGCUGUCUCAAGACGACGUCGACAGCCGCGUGAUGCAGAGCGGUGUUCGCAUUGCAUAUGUCGGACAGGAGUAUUCGAACAUUAAUUACCUGAUCCGCCACAGGACCAAGAAUCCUUCCGUGCACCACUUCCCGGCCGAUCAAAUCUCCCGUCACUAUACCAGCCAUGAACUGGAACGGAUCCCGAGAGAGGCAUUCGUGCUUCCUUCGAGAACCUUGGUGGACGAGUUGCUGGAGCAGUAUUUCAUCCACGUCAACCCGGGAUUCCCAAUCCUGGACGAGGAGAUAUUCAUGGCCCAGUAUAGAGCCCGGGACCCUCGGAAUCCUCCUUCUCUCCUUGUCCUCCAGGCCGUGCUCAUGGUAGGCGCUCAUGUUGCACGCGACCGGCCGGAUCGGGAUUCGCUGAAAACCAUGUUCUUCCGUCGCGCCAAGAUGCUCUUCGAUGCUCGCUUCGAAUGGAACCGAGACGUUGUCGUGCAAGCCGCGCUGCUUUUAACAUGGCACUCUGAGGGCGUGGAAGAUGUCGGUGCCAACUCCUAUCACUGGAUUGGUAUCGCAGCACGAACAGCAUUGGGGCUGGGGAUGCAUCGUGACUGCGGGUCCAGCACCCUGGUGGCCCAUGACAGGCGAAUCUGGAGACGGGUCUUUUGGAUCCUGGUCCAGUUCGACGUGAUGGUGUCUUUGUCCUAUGGACGGCCGCAGGCCAUCCAUCUCGACGAGUGCGAUGUGCCUCCUUUGACCCCAGGAGACUUCGAAGGGGUCGGUCGACUCGCUCAAGUUGAUUUCGUUAUCCAACAUACCGAUUUAUGCUCUCGGAUAUCAAGAAUCCUGCGCGACCACUUCCCCCUCAAGAGGAGUGAGGAAGUCCAUCGCAACUCCUCCACCAUCGCCGACGAGAUCAUCGCGGAUUGGUGGAGCUGCUUGCCCUCACAUCUGCGGCCUCGGUCCGCCGACUCGACCAUCUGGUCCAAGGUGUUGCUCUUGACGUAUAACAACUUUCUGAUCCUCUUGCACCGUCCGCCCCCGGGCAAGACUGCCAGCGUCAGCGUGUCGAGGUCGAAUGAUGCCGAUAUCUGCAGCUCUGCGGCCAAUACAAUUACGGAUUUGUUUGACCAGCUGCGGGAGAAUAAUGAGAUCCGCUUUCUUUGGAUCUCGUCCGUGAACGUCCUCUUCACCACUUUAAUCCAAUUGAGCGCGGAAAUGCGAACGGCCAACCCUAUUCUUGCCGUCGAUGCUCUGCGGAGGUUUGAUGUCGCGCUGGAUUGCCUCGCCAUCCUGGCCGGGUACUGGCUCAACGCCGAAAUCAUCCUUCGCUUGUUCGAGGAGAGCUCAGAGAGACUGCAGCAGGAGCUCAGGAUCGGCAAGGCACGCAAAGUCACCCAUCCUCCGUCAAGGAGGGAAAGGGAACGCGGUCAUGGUCACUAUGGUAGCGCUGCUACCCCUGAAGAGCACCAAGAAGAAUGCGGUGAAUUCUCAGACAUCGGUUGGCGGGACUUGUACUCUAUUGGGACAACACUGGACUAA